AUGAAAGACCGACAAGCUAGUGUUACAUUUGAUAACUUUGAAACAGAAAACUUACCCCUGGAAAAUGCUGGCUUGGCACAAGGAUCGCCACUCUCACCAAUUCUGUUUGGUUUCUAUAAUUCUGUUCUGGUAGAUCAACCGGUCGACAGUAACGGUAGCGCAUCGGCCUAUAUCGACGACUAUUUCCGCUGGCGAACUAGCCGAACAGCUGAAGAGAACAUCAAGAAGAUCCAGGAAGAAGAUAUUCCCCGAGUUCAAGCUUGGGCACGGCAAAUAGGCGCAUCCUUCGCUGCCGAAAAGACUGAAUUGAUACAUCUUACCCGGCGGAAAACAGCCUACGGAAAAGGGCAGAUCGUUAUAAACAGCCAGGUUACCAAACCGGCCGAUACCGCCAAGCUUCAGCGCACCUACGCUCGGUGGGAAAAGGAGUGGAAGGAGUCUCGGAACGGCGGUCACCUUCGAAAGAUCGACAAGACACUACCGGCCAAGUAUACGAGACGGCUCUACGGGACCCUGCCUCGUAACCGGGCGUACUUGCUAACGCAGUUGCGGACGGGACACAGCUGGCUAUCAACAUAUGCCAAGACGUUCCGCUUUCGAGAUGAAGACCAGUGCAGUCCUUGGUGGAACCGACAGGCGUAA
Messenger RNA from Aspergillus affinis, 642 nucleotides. Its product is annotated as reverse transcriptase. The transcript has 3 exons. NCBI's taxonomy places the organism in Eukaryota, Fungi, Ascomycota, Eurotiomycetes, Eurotiales, Aspergillaceae. The coding region runs from base 1 to 642 and encodes 213 amino acids. The record is from RefSeq and is a predicted model, not a curated record.